This is a messenger RNA of Perca flavescens (yellow perch), 6493 nucleotides long. It is a transcript of the gene galnt2, whose product is annotated as UDP-N-acetyl-alpha-D-galactosamine:polypeptide N-acetylgalactosaminyltransferase 2. Gene Ontology annotation, cellular component: Golgi apparatus. Gene Ontology annotation, biological process: protein O-linked glycosylation. The record is from RefSeq and is a predicted model, not a curated record. The coding region runs from base 241 to 1920 and encodes 559 amino acids. Lineage: Eukaryota; Metazoa; Chordata; Actinopteri; Perciformes; Percidae. The transcript has 16 exons. Gene Ontology annotation, molecular function: polypeptide N-acetylgalactosaminyltransferase activity.
CGUCACGGCUCGACUCGCUGCCAGCUGCCAGCCGGGGCCCUCCUCCAGGGCUGCCUAAGCCGGCUUUUGAUUGGAUUAGAGUGGGCUAGCCUUUGCCCUCUAACCCCGCUGAUGUGGGCUGGCUGCUUCCUGCUCCCUCCGAUCUCCCUGACCGACUGACGAAGCCUGCCGAAGCCGCACGGCGAAGCGCCCUGCACGGACACAAUCGACCUGGACGAGCCGCUACAGCCCGAGGCAGACAUGCGGAGGAAAUCGAGGAUACUGUUAUGUUUUGCGGUGCUGUGGGUGCUGGGGAUAGCCUACUACUUCUACUCGGGGACAGCGUUGAGUCGAAAGGAUGACGUGGGCUCCAGUGACUCAUCCAGUAAGAGCAAAGCUCACAUGUCUGAGUACAAGCCUCACAGCCUGGAGACUCUGCCGCCAGGUAAGGUGCGCUGGCAGGAUUUUGACCAGGAUCUGUACGUUGGAGCCACGGUGGUCCGACCGGGUCAAGAUCCGUACGCCAGGAACAAGUUCAACCAGGUGGAGAGUGACAAGCUCCGUAUGGACAGAGCCGUGCCUGAUACAAGACAUGACCAUUGCAGACAUAAACAAUGGAAGUCAGACCUGCCGGCCUCCAGCGUCGUCAUCACUUUCCACAAUGAAGCUCGCUCUGCUCUGCUGCGGACUGUGGUCAGUGUCCUGAAGAAAAGUCCAUCUCACUUGGUCAAAGAGAUCAUUCUGGUUGACGACUACAGUGAUAACGCGGAGGACGGAGCACUGCUGGGCAAGAUUGAAAAAGUGCGCGUGCUGAGAAAUGACCGCAGAGAAGGACUGAUGCGUUCGAGGGUCCGUGGUGCAGACGCCGCCACGGCACCGGUCCUUACAUUCUUGGACUCUCACUGUGAAUGUAAUGACCACUGGCUAGAGCCGCUACUGGAGAGAGUGGCUGAGGACAAGAGCAGAGUAGUUUCUCCUAUCAUUGAUGUCAUCAACAUGGACAACUUUCAGUAUGUAGGAGCCUCAGCUGAUCUGAAAGGAGGUUUUGACUGGAAUUUGGUGUUUAAAUGGGACUACAUGACUCUAGAGCAGAGACGAGGCAGACAAGGCAACCCCAUCGCCCCUAUAAAGACUCCAAUGAUAGCAGGAGGUCUAUUUGUCAUGGAUAAGGAAUACUUUGAGCUUCUGGGAAAGUAUGACAUGAUGAUGGAUGUAUGGGGAGGAGAAAACCUUGAGAUCUCGUUUCGGGUGUGGCAGUGUGGCGGCAGUCUGGAGAUCAUCCCCUGUAGCAGAGUUGGCCACGUCUUCAGAAAGCAACAUCCAUACACCUUCCCUGGGGGCAGCGGGACUGUGUUUGCAAGGAACACGAGGAGAGCAGCAGAGGUGUGGAUGGAUGAGUACAAAAACUUCUACUAUGCUGCUGUCCCCUCAGCGAGAAAUGUCCCCUACGGAAAUAUCCAGAGUCGAAUGGAGAUGAAGAAGAGAUUAGGUUGCAAGCCAUUCAAAUGGUACCUGGAGAAUGUCUACCCUGAACUGCGAGUCCCAGACCACCAGGACAUAGCGUUUGGAGCCUUGCAGCAGGGAGGAAACUGUCUGGACACCCUGGGUCAUUUUGCUGACGGGGUGGUGGGGGUCUAUGAAUGCCACAACGCUGGGGGAAACCAGGAGUGGGCCCUGACUAAGGAUAAGUCAGUCAAACACAUGGACUUGUGUCUGACUGUGGUGGACAGAACGGCCGCCUCCCUCAUCAAACUACAAGGGUGUCGAGAGAACGACAGCAGACAGAAAUGGGAGCAGAUUGAGUCCAACUCCAAGCUUCGUCACGUGGGCAGUAACCUCUGUCUGGACAGCCACAGUGCCAGGAUGGGCGGACUCACUGUGGAGGUCUGCAGCAUGACCCUCAGCCAACAGUGGAAGUUCACCCUCAAUUUACAAUCAUAGGGGGCGCUACAGGCCCUGGAAAGAGCUGGAUAUAAGAUAGGGACACCAACAUAGACUCUGAGACACAGACAAAGAGAUGGAAAUAGACUCAAGGAGAAAGACAAACUUGAUGGAUAAAUGGAUCCCUCUUGCUCCUCCACCUCAGCGGUGUAGCCAGUCACAUCUAUACACCUCUCCCCCACACUUACCCCUCCCAAAAUAACAAAGAGCCACACCCACUGGGGGAGGGGCUUUCAGACCAUAAUGGAUUAAACCCGUAAACUGACUGUAUCUGGUGGAUGGAUGGUGACAGUGAUGAUCAUGAGGCUAAAAGCUUUCCAUCCAAACUACAUACCUCAGUGUUUUUUCAUUGAUGGUUCCAGAGGCAAAUAGUGUUCUUUUACUUUCUUUAAUGCUGGUGAGGUAGAACUCGUUUUACUUUGUAAUUAUUUUAUUUACUUAUUAAUAUUUUUUAUUUCUUGCUGUCAACGCUCCACGGAGGUUUGGCAGGAUCUUUUUUUCGCUCUUGAAAGAAUGGGACUCUGGUGUUGUUGCUCCUCUACGGUGCUCUCUCUCUCUUUGUUUCACCACACUGAGCUAGAGCCUGUCCCGGCAGACGGAGGCUUUAGGUUGUGGUUUCGGUGAGGUUUGGGUGCAGAGGUGAUGUGAAGGGAGGAAAUGAACUCGAUUCCUUGAGCUUUUCCUCUCGCUUCGUCUCAUUUGUUCACAGGAUCAAUGGAGAAAAGAGAGGCAAAGUGGACAGAAGAAUGCGGUCUGUUCUGCUUUGAUUUCUACACAGUUUUCCCUUCAGAUUGUGUUUUGGGGAGGGCGAGGGUGUUCAGGGAAGACUUUCUCUGUUUUGGAUGGGGCUUGACACCGGUUUGGUUUGGCCGGAGGUGCAGUUCCUGAAACCAGGAAGUGUCUUGAAGCCACCCCUCAGGAUUUACUGUUUGUCGUCAGGCUGUAGCACUGGCUGCCACAGCAUCUUCACUUCUACACCAUUAUGUCUCUAAAGAAAUCUCUUAACAGUCUUUUUUUUGUUUACUUUUGUCAAAAAAAAUGGAACCAAAUUUCGAAUGGAUGUUUUUGUGUUUUUGAGCGAUUGAAAAAGGUUUUCUUUACAUACUCUCGCUGCUCUCUAACUGCUCCCUGUGGAGCGGCUCAGUUUAUACAUCUUCUUUUCCUGCACAGAUCAUUUUCUUUGCCGAUAUCUAAUAUUGCCAUUGUAGGAAGGUUACUGUCUAAUAAUCGCAUCCAAACUGGAUUUAAUAUUGCAGCUUUUUCUCUAGAGAUAACAGGUGUUGGCUGCAAAAGCAUACCGGUGACAUUUAUAUUACCACCACCCCGAGAUACCCACACAUGACAUGACUGAGAUGUUUGUUUCUGUACUUUCACACACACACACACACACACACACACACACACCUGCCUGCUCUUGCACAGCAAUAGAAGGAAACGGCAGCGCUCAUACGUGGCUAACAUUCCAGACCUGACAUCAGAGGUAAAAGUAAAACCUUGCUUAUUCCAGUCUGGGAACAGAUGUCAUGCAAAAGAAAAUAGUUUUAAACUGUAUGAAAUGUGCAUGUGCACAUGUGUUUUGAAAAGCUCCUUCUAGCUGCAUGUAUCACCAACCAGCUCCCACAGGGUUGCCCAGCUUUUUUCUUCAUUGUGCCUGUUAGAUCAGCCAUCUGUUCAGUAAGUUGAAACUGCAAUAAACAAGGUUUUACUGUUUGUCCUCACUUGGUUUCUGCAAGACGUGCGCAUAUUUUACUGAUUGCACAAGUUUUUGAUGAUAAAAAUUACUGAUGAGAACACUUCUUGUUUAUUUUGGCGAGCUACUUUAUUCUGUGGAACAAGGUGUUGGUGUCACCAAAACAGUAUCACUGAUACUAUUUACAGUACAUGUAUCUGUUUGCUACUUCAUUACCUGAUGCCUGUUGUGCAUCUUUGCAACAUUAUUCGCUCCUGGGCUUCAACAUGGGUUCAUCUUAACUGCUAUGAUCCUCUGUACAGUCACUGAUGAGUAAUGAUGGUACAGUUUGGGGAAAUUGAAUUUGGAGUGACUCAUUACUUGGCAGCUUCAAGGCAACUACAUUAACACAAAACAUCUUUGAACAGAUGAAGAACAGAAAUGGCCUUUAGAAAUCACAUAUUUCCUAAUUUAUUCUAGAAAGAAGUUUCAGCCUCAAGUGUUCUUUAAUGUUAAAUCUUCUCUCGGUGUCUCAAUAUGUCUCUUCCUCUCUUACUUUCACAUCUUUACUUUCAAAUGUUGAUUUCUUUGUUUUACUGUGUUAGCGAAGUGGACAAAGACAGCUGGUCAUGUGUGCUGCGUUGUCUGAUACUUUACCAUCCUUUGUUUCAUGUCUUUGUUUUAUGCCAUUUUUCCUUGUACCUGAUUGUUUGUCUUGUCUUAUACACUCACACGAUUGUAAGGCGAGUGAGUGGAGUUGAAAAGGUCAGCUGACACUGCAGGUGGUUGGAAAGCUUAUCCUGUGACUUGAUAGGUCGCUGCAUUGUUCUGUGAGGCUCGGCAGACCCGAGGGUGAGUCUAGUUCUCAUGGUCACCAGACUCGAAAGGCCCAAUUCUAAUUUUAAUGUUUUAGGUAGACUAAUUAAACAGUUGUUUUUUUGCCAUUCUGUUUGAAAACUUGCACAAAAUAUGUAACAUUUUCAGUUUUGACUUAAUUUCUUAAGAAUGUUGCAAAUCCAUAAUUGGAAUACUGAAGAGCUGAUUGGAAUUUAAGUUGUACAAACCAUAGACUGUAAACAGUAUCUGCAGUCACACACGUGGUGUUGUAGAUCAAACAGCCUAAACUUCAUAAUUCGUAGGGCAGGUCUGAGAUAAGUUGGGUGCAGGUUCGGUCAUUGUUAAUUAAUUAUUCCUUUACAUCUCCUUCAUAUCAAACAUCCUUAAGAAGAUAAUUUGUCAUCAAAUUUAGAUGCUUAUAUGUUGCUUACCGUUUAGUUAGAUGAAAACCUAAAAACCUGGUGGUCUUCAUUUUCAAAGUAUCUGGCCCUUGACUUUGUCAGUGAGGACAACGUGAUGUUUUUAGUGGUGUAUAGUGCCCUCUAUUGUCACACUUCUUGUGGGUAACAAGUACAGAAACCAGAAAGAAAAAGGGACUCAAGAUAGUAAACUUCUGAUGCACCAGUGGAGAGUUUUGGACAUUUUUCUUAAUCACAUUUUCUUUGUCGUUGUCUCUUAUUAUUAAACUGUUGAUUAAGCCCUACUUAAAUGGCCAGGCAGUACAGACUAAAUGGGCAUGAGAACCAAACGGCACACACCUGAGUGACCAUGGCAAUACUGUCUGGGACAACGGCUCAGAUAUGUUGUUUAAAGCCUUUUCUUUUUAAACCAGUCUUAUUCUUGUGAAGAUGAAAAGCUUGCUAUUUAAUUUUUUUAUUAUUUUUAUGUUUUACACAGAGGAAAUGACUGUAAUAAUUAAGUAGUCCAGCACCUCAUUUUGAUUGGAUGAUUAAAUGUUUACAUCUUUAGCACAAUGUGCCAACGUUUUCCUUCCCGUUUUCUCUGUAUGAAGAAGAAUGAGAAGGGGGAAAAAAGUCUUUGGAAAUGCAGACUGAGUCGCAGAUAACUCGUUACACAUUUGCUGAUAGUAUAUGUUGAGUGGCUCAUUUUUCUUCCCAGUCUUUGUUAGACCUGCAGGACAUGCCGGGGCUAGGACGUCUCUUAGCUGCUGAUCUGGUGUCAGUCUAUAAUAGAUACAGGGAACAAAAUUGGCACUUUUCUUAUGUGAUGUCUUUAACCAACUGUGUGUCUGUAUGUGUUAGCUUAAAGCACCAAUCAAAGAGAGGGAGAAUAUUGUCAAUCUUGCAGACAGGCAUCUUUAUUAGCAUUAAAAGGGGGGCAUAUAACUGAACACCAGUCAGUGAACAAGAGCGUCUACCCCACUGAGCCGGUAGGACUUUAUUCAUACUCACCAUGUUUUGAAGGGAAACAAUCAACAGCUUUAUUUGAUGGAGUUUAACAUGAGGAGUAAAGGUCAAGCUUUGUGUUCUCUCAGCUCUCCCCCUAAACGGAGCAGAGUUAUGUCAUGAUUUGUCCAAACAGGAGGGAUGCCUUCCACCUUCAGCCCACCUCAAAUCCCUUGCCUCAAAUACCCAUUUAGGAUUAACAGAAGAAGAGCCUCCUCUGAUAUGUGAAAAUCCCUGCUGAGACAUGCAGCUCAGGACUACUUAAGUUCCUGACUGACAGUAACAGCGAGUGUGAACAUGCACAUAAGACAAAAUACUGUAAAAGUCAACCAGUAAUGACGGAUAAAAGGUGAAACUAAUCAAUGAAGUGAUGGGGUGAUAAUGUGUUUUCUAAAAGGAUUGGAGCUUCAUUGAACGUCUGUGGUAGCUGAUAUGGCACGAGGGGUCACACAUGUAAAAGUGUAUAUUUUUGUAUAUACCGACAUCAGUGUGUGUACAGUAUGUACAUAUAUACACAGUGUACUCAGCUGCGGUUCCUAGGUUUGUUGUCAGACUGUACAGCGCUUCUAACUGUCCCCUGUUUUCUAGAUACUGCAGAAAUUCAACUUUGAAUGAAUGAGGAGAAAUGAUUAACUUAAAUAAAUGCAUUUAUAUCUAUAAA